Molecule: messenger RNA, 1394 nt
Organism: Onthophagus taurus
Lineage: Eukaryota; Metazoa; Arthropoda; Insecta; Coleoptera; Scarabaeidae
Source: RefSeq, a predicted model, not a curated record
UAUUUCAUAGUUUUAUGCACUUGUUUCAUUGUUUUCUAAUAACCAAUUAACAUCCUUUUAUUAGCGUACUUACAUACUAAAGCAACCAACGUUUCCAAAAUGGGAGCAUGCUAUUUUCAAAAUCUUGAGAGAAAAGUUUUAUUUUUUUUAGUGGAUAAUCAAUCCAUAUAGGUCUAUAGAAAAAUUUGUGAAAAGUUAAACAAGAAAAACAAAGUUUUUCACAACUCGGCCUCUAGAAGGUUAAUUAUGCAGCUUUAUAUGUUUCGACUAAUACAAAUAAUCUUCAGAAGCUCUAAAAGAGAUUAACAACCAAAAUAUUUAAGUUAAUUAAAUAAUCUAAAAGUGCUGUUUGAGCUUUGUUAAGAAAAUUCUCAUAACAAAAUUAAUUUUCCCUUCAUGAAGGUGUUACUUCCAUCAGAUCAUAUAAAAAACAGUCUUAACUUUGUAAAUGAAAUAAAAGCAAUAUUUAAAACGAUUUAAAUUACAACUUACUAAUGAGGAUAAAAUAAAACGAUUAGGACACUCAGAAAAUACCUUUAAUAACUAAUAAGUAAUUAUUCAACAAUCUUACUUAAAGGAAAACAAAUACUUUCUAUGUGGAAAUUGUCCAAUUUGAGGACAAUUAAAAAUAUAAUUAUGCCAGCAAUAUGUAUAAAUAGGUAACUCUUACUUAAAUUAUAUCAAUGUCAAGUCUUCUACAAUAAAAAUGGCUUGUAAACCAAUUAACCACUUUUUUCUUUUACUAAUCAUAAAUGUUAUUUAUGUUGAAGUUUCGAGUAAAUGUCACCAUGUACCUACAGUAAUUCCCCCAUUUAACGAAAUGGAAGGAAAAUGGUACCCUAUUCAAACAGGAGAUCCCCUAGAACUAUCAAGAAAUUGCGUUACGUAUAACUUCACAUAUUCGAAAACAAAGGAAGGAGAAGUAAUCAGAGCUUAUCGUUUAUCGGAUACCGGGAAACAAGAAAAAUUUAAGGCAGUAUUGUUAAAUGGACGAGUAACAGUACAGCGAAAGGGCAAUAAAGAUGAUCAUGUGAUGAAUCUUCUAGUGCCUUCUGUUGAUCCUAAUAAAUAUUACGUAUCUUAUAUUUGUGAUCCAAAAUCGAACGAUUUAGGUUUCGUGUACGUGUCAGUAAGACAUAGGUAUUUGGAAAAUUAUUAUAGAAAAUUUGUAGAGACUUUUUGGACAAAAUUUGGGUUUAAUAAAAAGGAAAUGUUUGGUAUUAGUCAACAAGGAUGUCCAAACGUAGAAGGAUGAUUUGUUCUGAUUAUUAAACGAUACAUAUUUUGAAUAAUAUAUAGAUCAUAAAUGUUGGAUUCUGUUUGAUUAUUUAAUGUUUAAAAAUUCUGAUUGUCUAUUAAACUACGUUUUUUUUUUAAUAAAACCUAUACUACAA